AGAGAAAAACUACUAAAAUUCUUCUCUUUCUUUUCUACUAAUCCGUCGAGAGUGAUGCAAGAAAUAUUAUAUGGACCUAUUGUAAUGCAUAAUUCAUUUAAAUUAACUAUAAAGAAACUAAUAAACUCCCCGUAAUGGUUUACAUACACGGUGAAUCGUACGAAUGGAAUUCUGGCAAUCCAUAUGAUGGUAGUGUACUGGCAAGCUAUGGGCUGGUAGUGGUUGUCACCAUAAACUACAGACUUGGAGUGUUAGGAUUUCUUCCUUCGUUGGAUAAUUCUGCGCGGGGUAAUUAUGGUUUGAUGGAUCAAGUGGCCGCUCUUCAUUGGAUACAAGAGAAUAUUGGAGGUUUCGGUGGGGAUCCUCGAAAUGUUACGGUUUUUGGACAUGAUUAUGGAGCAGCCUGCACUAACUUUUUAAUGAUUUCUCCUAUGGCCAGAGGCCUCUUUAAUCGCGCCAUUCUACAGAGUGGAUCAGCAUUGAGUUCUUGGGCCAUAGCAAAUGAUGCCAUUUCAUACACUCAUCACUUAGCCAAUCGGUUAGCUUGUCCAACUAAAAACAAUGUUCUUUUGGUAGAAUGUAUGAGGCAACGACCUCUUUCCGACAUCAUUCGAGCUCAACCUAAGCCCCCUAUUCACGGACCAGUCUUUGGACCAACAGUAGACGGUAUUGUUAUUCCAUCAUCUCCAUCUUUACUCAUGGAUAACUCCACUGAUCUUUACGGACAUUACGAUAUGCUUUUUGGCAUAACCAGGACCGAAUUCUAUCACGAUUUUUCAGCGGAAGAAGAAAAGUCGGGCAUAGAUCGAGAUAGAAGGGAUAGUUUUAUUUUAUCUUUACUUCGUACCCUUUAUUCUUCACGUCUUCAAGAGAUAUUUCUCAUAACAGUGAGUGAAUAUACGGACUGGACAAGACCCACGCAACAUCCAGUCAAUAUGAUGGAAUCAACUGCUGAUAUUUUAGGGGAUGCAUUAUUCGUGGCACCCAUUGUUAGGGCAGGAAUGUUUCAUUCUACAGUCAGAUCUCAGUCUUAUCUCUACGUCUUUACAUACCAGACAGAAAGUGGGGAAUUUUCCCAAAGACUCGGAUGCAUUCACGGAGAAGAACUUCCAUAUGUCUUCGGUGUGCCUUUGGUUGGCACUCUAGCCCAUUUUUCUGGCAAUUAUACUCGUUCUGAAAUCUCUUUAGCCGAAGCGGUUAUGACGUUUUGGACAAAUUUUGUCAAAACUGGGUAAAUACCAUUAUUACAAUUUCAAAUUUUCUGUUUGAUAAAUUUAUAAAAAUAUAUUUUCUAUAAAUAAAACAUUUUAUUUCAAUUUUAUUUAAGUUUCAAAUAUAUUUAUUCUCGAACAUAAACCGCAUCCGUAAUGCAACCAUACAA
Centruroides sculpturatus (bark scorpion) is the source of this 1381-nucleotide messenger RNA. Its product is annotated as neuroligin-4, X-linked-like. The transcript has 4 exons. Lineage: Eukaryota; Metazoa; Arthropoda; Arachnida; Scorpiones; Buthidae. Bases 135 to 1235 code for a protein of 366 amino acids. Gene Ontology annotation, molecular function: signaling receptor activity; neurexin family protein binding; cholinesterase activity. The record is from RefSeq and is a predicted model, not a curated record. Gene Ontology annotation, biological process: chemical synaptic transmission; neuron cell-cell adhesion; modulation of chemical synaptic transmission. Gene Ontology annotation, cellular component: postsynaptic membrane; synapse; cell surface.